Molecule: messenger RNA, 3185 nt
Organism: Acanthopagrus latus (yellowfin seabream)
Lineage: Eukaryota; Metazoa; Chordata; Actinopteri; Spariformes; Sparidae
Gene: spartb
Product: spartin b
Exons: 9
Coding region: 275-2020 (581 amino acids)
Biological process (GO): cell division; negative regulation of BMP signaling pathway
Cellular component (GO): plasma membrane
Source: RefSeq, a predicted model, not a curated record
UGACCCAGACGAGACGUUAUUUUGACGCGUUGAAGCGAAAAACAUCGAUACAUCCGGUCACGAUACGUUUGUUGCGAAAGGUCAAUACUGUGGAGAGAGUUUGUGCAACAUCAUCACUCUGCUGUGGGGAGUCUUGAAGAGGGCACGUAUUUACUCAGGAAGACGGCUGCUGGGUGAAAUUAAAAGCCUCUAGGAUCUGUUGUGACGAGGAUCGUUAGCUAAAACACAGCUAACUGGCUAAUUAGCUUCGGAGUUUGUCGCUCACUGGGAGGGGAUGGAGAAAGCUAAACAAGAUGCCUACGACAAUGCCAGACUUCAGGUGAUCAAAGAUGGCUACGAGAGGGCCUUUGAGUGCAUCAACAAAGGGCUCACAGUAGACGAGGCCGGGGACAAGGCCCAGGCUGUGGAGCUGUACAAGCAAGGGCGACAGCACCUUCUCAGGGCCACCAGUGUGCCUUCGCGUGGGGAGGACUGUGUCGGCAGCUCCUGGGAUUCAGCCAGACAGAUGCAGCAGAAGAUGCAGGAGACGCUGAACAACAUCACCACCCGCCUGGCCAUCCUAGAGACCAGCUCUGACUCUGGAUCUGCACCCAUGCCGAGCGCCGACAGUGUGUCUGCAGGAGCUCUUUACCCAGACCUGCCCACCAAAAAGCAGCCAGACAGGCCAGCUCCACCAAACCUCCUCUCUGCUAAUGGCCAGGCAGGAGGAGCUGUAGGAGGGAAGAUUGAAGGUCCGAAUCUGUUGCCCUCCAGACAGCCUGUGGUUCCAGUCGAAAUGCCUCCUGCUUACUCUCCUCAGGCUGCUGACGGUCACCUGUCUAUCUCAUACGGGACGGAAUCAGGGGAGAUGUCCGUGGUUGGGGAUGAGUUCUACAGUCAUACAUCUAACUCGACACCAUCUCCUCAGAAUAUGGGUGAAGAGGGAGAGGAGCUGCUGUACAUCCCUCAUGGCGUACAGAUAUUCUUUGUCACACCUGAAGGGCAAGUGAGCGCUCCAUCAUACCCGGGCUACCUGCGGCUGGUGAGGUUUACUAGUGAUCACUCUGAGACGAUGCCCAAUCGACCACCAGCAUUUCUGCAGGUGUGUGACUGGCUCUACCCUCUCAUGGCCAUGGACUCUCCAGUGUUGCUGUGUAACACUGGUGUGUUUAUGUUUCCGGACAUGAUGGCGCCAGCUCCCGGCUACUAUGUGGGGGUGGUGCUUUCCUCUGAGCUGCCUGCUGCAGACAGAGCGCUGUUCGAGGACCUGCUGUCCCAGAUGACAGAUCUCAGGGUUCAGGCUCCAGAUGAAGCCGCAGAAACCCUUAAUCUCAGUGAGAAGGUGUCCAUCGCUACACCCGAAGAGGCUGCACCGGCGGAGACAGAGGACGAUAAACCUCUGCCUGAGUGGAGUGAAAAGGUGGCAAGUGGAAUUCUGACAGGUGCAUCCUGGCUCAGCUGGGGCCUGGUGAAGGGAGCUGAGUUCACAGGCAAGGCCAUUCACAAAGGGGCGUCUAAACUCCGAGAACACAUCACUCCAGAGGACAAACCCACCCACGUCAGCCCAACGGUCACCAAAGGCCUCCAUGUUGCCAAGCAAGCAACAGGAGGAGCUGUCAAAGUCAGCCAAUUUCUAGUGGACGGGGUGUGUGCAGUUGCUGGGUGUGUUGGCCGAGAGUUGGCUCCACACGUGAAAAAACAUGGAGGCAAGCUGAUCCCAGAGUCUAUGAAAAAAGAUAAGGAUGGGCGUUCCAACAUAGAUGGAGCCAUGGUGGUGGCUGCCAGCGGAGUGCAAGGAUUUGCGACCAUGUGGACCGGUUUGGAAGUAGCAGCAAAGAACAUCACUACAAGUGUAGCAGCAGAAACAGUCACCACGGUGAAACAUAAAUUUAGGGGUCUACAAAAAAUCCUUGACCCACCUAAUGAGGAGAAAUGUACGGGGCGGCAGCAGGACAAGCCACAGAUCACGCCGUCAAUUCUGCCAUUAACGUCGGUAUCACUGCCUUCAAUGUUGACAACCUGGGGAUCAAAGCUGUGGUGAAAAGGACUGGCAAGCACACUGCGCAGGCCAUUUUGGAAGACUACAAGCUUCAGGAAAAAACAGAUAACGGGAAGCAAGUGGAAAAAUCAGGCAAAUAGCCGGUAGUGCCUUGCCUCUUUCUGCCUUAAAGAAGAGUUUGUAUUCCUUUAUCAAAUAAAUAUAUAUUUAAUAUUCUUUAUUUAUAAAAUAUGGUAUAUAUUUACUAGAUUACUAUUGUUAUUCAUAUCAUUUUUAUUGAUACAGCUCCUAAGCACUUUAAUCUUUAUUUGAAUUAAGGUAUAUGGACCCAAAUGAAGAAAAACAGCAGAUAACACAAAUUAAAACAAACAGUUUGAGUGUACAGUAUAUUGAUACACAUAUAACAUUGAGGUAUUUUUCACUUAUCCUAAAAGUUACCAGUUUAACACUGCUCUUUGUACUAAGAAAGCAUUGAAUUUUUGUUAUUUUGAACUUGAAUCUUUCUAAAUCUUCACAAAGCAUCUGUGUGUUUGAGUUGUUCCCUGGUAGGGUAAGUGCAAUUUAAAUACUUUGAGUGAAUUAUAAUAUAUAUUAUCUGUAUCAGUAUAUCCAGAUGUCAGCUAAACUGUUGUUUUUCCCUGUGGUGUUUAAAAUGAGUCGUCAUCAGUGCUGUUCACUGUGCCUGCAACUAUCAAAUGAUAUGCAAAAAUCUAAUUGUUUGUAAAACUAAAGCUUAUAUAGUCUAUUGUGUAUUUUUGUUAGACCUUCACUCCUGUGAAUGAAGGUUAUUGAACGAUGUUAAUGUCUCAGCUGCAAGUCUGAGGAGUCAGGAACACUGUAUAAUUGAUUUAUUUUUUUGUCUUCAGCUGCGAUCUACAUUAAUGUCUCCUGGACACCAGUUGAGUUUUAUCCAAAUAUCUUUGAAAUGUUAAUGUCUAGAUAGUGUUUCAUAUGAAAAUCUAGAUUUUAUUAUUUGGAUGUAACGACAAACCAUUUAACAGAAGGUGAAUUUUGAAGUGUGAUGCUGACCUUAUUUUUGAGUGAUCUGGUUUGUCUCUUUCUAAACUCCAGCUUUAAGACCUCAGCAGGUAAAUGUAAUUUUCAUUUCAGAUGGCUCUUAAAUGUUCUAGUUGCAAAGUGAGAUUUCUUUCCCACCUGAAACCUUUUUUGAAAAAUAAAAUGUUUGAAGAAAUUUUGUAUCUUGGAA